Molecule: messenger RNA, 1334 nt
Organism: Acaromyces ingoldii
Lineage: Eukaryota; Fungi; Basidiomycota; Exobasidiomycetes; Exobasidiales; Cryptobasidiaceae
Exons: 2
Coding region: 476-1294 (272 amino acids)
Source: RefSeq, a predicted model, not a curated record
CGCUGCACGUCCGGGCUCGCCAAAAGACCUAGACGAAGCAGAGCCAAUCGGUGCGUUCCUGAGUGCUACGAGCAGGCUAAAGAUCACGGUGAAGCCGACGAGUGGAGUCGCGAGAGCCCUUCCCUUCUCUCACGUCACGCGAGGAGGUCAGGAACAACUUGCUCGGUGAAUUCAUAACCACGGCGAAAUUACACGCACGCCUUGCUACAUGAGAGUUCGGGCCUGCCUAAGAGGGGACGAAUUCUACGAGGAAUCGAGUCUGCGUUCUCCUGGGUAAUCCAUCCCCAAAGCACCCAGAUUGCGAUUGGCCUUAUCCAGGCAGGAGAGAGAGCAGCCGGAGAAAGAGCGCGGUGAGGACGAUAAGUGGACUCUGGCGGCUGACGUAAGCCUUCGAAUUAUUCCCGUCGCACCUCCGAAUUUCCAUCUUCGCGGCAGCUCCACUGUCCGAGGUCCAUAGUGCGACGCGGCGACGGACAUGGCAAGCAGCAGCGGUGGCAGCAGCAGCAGCAGCACCCUGCUGCGGACGGCAUCGUACCGUACGCUGCUGCGGUAUGCGCCACACGCCGUCUCGCACAAUCGCGCCGCAUCGUCGAACCUGCGCCGUGCGAUCCGGAACAACAUCGAGUCUGCGCCCGACGCUGCGCUGCCUCGUUUCGUCACGGACUGCCUCGCGCUCUUUCUGGCCUCGUGCAAGCGCGACGAUGCCGAUGGCGACGUCGGCAGCCGGCAAAGGAACGGCCUCGCACGGCGGCUGUGCACCAACAUUGCCUCGCUGCAGUACCACCACUACUCGUAUGACGUCGUCAUGAGUCGGCCCGGCGGGCGCAGCCGGAUGGGCGGCACGCACACGCUGGCGCUGCGGCGGCGGCGCGGCAACCCGGCGCCCUCGACGACGGGCGUGCCCCUCGAGGAGGUCCUGCCCUCGCUCACGGUGCCGGCCAAGCCGCGCCGAGGCCCGCACCCGGGCCCGCCAGACGCGCGCUUGCUCCGGCCCCAGCGCUGGGACGGGCAGGUCGAGGCAAGGCGCAAUGGCCUGCUGCAGGUGCAGCUCCUCGAGGCCGACUUGCAGCGCAUCGAGGCCCAGCUGGCGCGCGUGCAACAACAAUCGCAGCAUCAGAGAGAUGCACUAGUCAAGGAGCAGACGCAGCUGGCCAAGCAGAAGCGCGUGGCCGAGAAGCAGCUGGACAAGCACGAUGCGCACCUGGCCAUUGCUGCGCGCUCCCGGACGCUGCUUUCGGACGCCCUCCAAGCUGCGCGCGGUGGCCAGGGUCUACCCCUGAUGCCUGGGCGAUGACACGCAGAGAGAGAGAAUGUUCUAUUAAUUGUAUAACGCC